GCCCAACGGCCCGUCACCACAACUGUCGGAUCCCUGCGAUAUAGCCAACGUCUUUGUUGGAAGUGAACAAAGCAAAGUGUGUUUCGGCCGGUUCACCACUUAACUUCAAACACUCCAGGCCUAUCAAUGAAAAUUACUUCCCUGUGUAACGUGACUUGAGGUACAAAAGGUCUCUGGUGCCUUACACCGGUGUUCGAUCCUAUCCAACACUCCCACUAGGCCUACAACACCACCAAGAUGCGCGCGGAAAUCCAUAACUCAAACGAGAGGCCCUCAACCAGGCCAUCAGCUGCACUGACGCUAAGAGAAUUUAACGGCAAAACCUUGGAUCCCCCUCUCCCAGUCUACCUCCCCUGGAACCUCACAGCCCAAGAAUUCACACAGAUCCUCGACAGUCCCAGCGAUAAACCAGCUUUCAAGUUUCCUGCACUUCGAAACUGGCUCUUGGGACUCUUUAGAACUCUGGAUGCACAGAAAGAUGAAUCGCAUCCGUUCCAUAGGCAGCCGUAUCGCUUGGAAGAGCUGACUAUUGAGUCUGUAGACUGGUUCGACAAGAAAAACUAUACGCGACUUGGAUACAUGAAGAUUCAAUCUGAGAUCAGAAAUGGAUCUGGUGACGGCGAUUGGAUACCUGGAUCUGCGUUUUUGCGAGGCGGGAGUGUGGCUAUUCUUGCCAUCGUACAGCCAACAGAUGCCUCUGGCGAAGCCGAGAAACACGUUAUUCUGACUGUCCAGCCUCGCCUGGCAGUUUCCAGCCUGGCUUUCACCGAGAUUCCAGCGGGUAUGCUAGAUGACUCGGGCUCCUUUACUGGAACAGCAGCACAGGAGCUGAAAGAGGAGGCGCACCUUCAUGUCAAGAUAGCUGAAUUACUGGACUUGUCUGAACUCGCUUUGGAACAAGGACAAGCUGAUUCCUUGACCCCAACCGGCCAGCUACGAACGGCGAUGUACCCCAGUCCUGGCGGAUGCGACGAGUUCAUGAAACUCUACCUGUACCAGAAGCGUCUGUCACGUGCGCACAUGGAGUGGCUCAAGGACAGGGCGACAGGACUGGAGAAUGAAGGGGAGAGGAUAAGACUGAAACUGGUUCCUCUAGAGAAAUUUUGGAGAGAGGCUGCGCGCGAUGGCAAGGCACUAUCUGCACUGGCGCUGUAUGAAAAUCUUAAGCGACAUGGUAGGAUUCCUGAUAUGCCCAAGAAACCGGCGGAGGAGCCUAAGAUGUAAUCUCGUAUUUCCAAAGCAGGGGUUUGAGAUUUGAGUAGAAGUACACCACUCAAUCACCACGAAGAUAUUAUAGCGGAGAAUGAACAAGUAGCCA
This is a messenger RNA of Bipolaris sorokiniana ND90Pr, 1318 nucleotides long. RefSeq lists its product as uncharacterized. The coding region runs from base 238 to 1224 and encodes 328 amino acids. Gene Ontology annotation, molecular function: ADP-glucose pyrophosphatase activity; ADP-ribose pyrophosphatase activity. The record is from RefSeq and is a predicted model, not a curated record. Gene Ontology annotation, biological process: ribose phosphate metabolic process; nucleoside phosphate metabolic process. The transcript has 3 exons. Lineage: Eukaryota; Fungi; Ascomycota; Dothideomycetes; Pleosporales; Pleosporaceae.